GCCAAUGCGGGUUCAGGCCACCCAGAAAGCGUACACGUGAUGGUAUUUCCAUUACCACCCGUACUCCCUCCCUGUAGCUGCGGACCUGGACACAGAUGGGUGAGAGGUGGGCGGUGUCUCCAGCCAGCCAUCUUCCUCAGAGCUGGCACCACAAACAGGAGUUCCGUGUCUUCCACCUGGACCACCGCGUCAGCUCCGGGAGGGAGGGGCGCUCCUGUCGUUAUACGACACACCCCGCCCGACGACACCUCCACACUCGGCUGUCGUCACGAGGAGAGGAUCAGAGACAGAGUUUUCACUGAGUCAGCCCUUGGUGUGAUUAGUCUACCUUCUCUCCAGCGGUCACUGGACCCAGAACUGUUCUCUCACCUGGCCCGUCAGCAGCUACAUAUUCAACCAACCACCCACCAAUCAUCAACAUACUUAUCAUGCUCUUACAUGCUAUCAUUAUGUACAUAACACAUUGUAAUGUCACCACAACCAUGCUCAUUCUUUUGCUCCCUUGCACAUUUGAACAAGGCAAGAUCAAUCCCCACCAAAAGGAUGCAUGCAAAGAAGAAAGAACAUUUGUUAAGCGCUCCUG
This is a messenger RNA of Geodia barretti, 583 nucleotides long. The record is from the annotation of a GenBank genome assembly. NCBI's taxonomy places the organism in Eukaryota, Metazoa, Porifera, Demospongiae, Tetractinellida, Geodiidae.